This is a messenger RNA of Cotesia glomerata, 14733 nucleotides long. RefSeq names its product transmembrane protein KIAA1109 (gene tweek). The record is from RefSeq and is a predicted model, not a curated record. Lineage: Eukaryota; Metazoa; Arthropoda; Insecta; Hymenoptera; Braconidae. The annotation marks the transcript as partial. Gene Ontology annotation, biological process: synaptic vesicle endocytosis. The transcript is spliced from 12 exons.
AGGAACAAUUAUCAAUGGCGGAUAAUAAAAAUAUAUAAUAAUGAUAAUAAUAAUAAUGUGAUACUAUAGAGUAUAGAGCAGCAAUAAUAAUAACAUUGCAAGAGUAUGGAGUAUGGAAUAUGUGAAAAUUUAAAGAUAAGAUGUGCGAAUGUGUACUACAGCUGUGUGUUGUAUUAACAGCAAUGACAGCGCUUUGACAUGAGGCUAAAUACGAUAUCACCAUUUACACUAAAUCCAAUAAAUAUUACGACAACAAUGUAAUGUAAAGUGUCAAAGGCCGGCUAAGAGGAUGGGAAUUAGUUUUAUGAGUAGCUGAGAUCAAGAGAUCACCAUCACCACCAUCAUCAUUACCAUUAUCACCGCAAUCAUUGCCGUCAUAACCAUUACUACAAAUAUAAACAUCAACAUUUCAUUACAAGCAUCACGAUGGCGGACUACGAGCUGUACAACAGUACAGCCCCAUCCUUUUCGGGGAUCGAGCCGGCAUACUGGAAUUAUUCGGACCAUGUUAUCCUCGAUGAUCUUAAAAUGGACAGCAACUUUAUCUGGUUGCUCUGUUCAUUGGUAUCCGCAAUAUCAUGGGUCAUCUAUAUUGCCUAUUACAAUAGUAGAGUUAUUGGAUAUAUUAUAACGAGGCUGUUGAAUCGGUUUGUAAUAAGAGAUGGAUAUGUCAAAGUUGGAUCGCUAACACUGUGUGCUUUAAGUGGAAAAAUAAUGUUUAGAGAUAUAGUUUAUAUCACGACUGAUUAUAGUUUAAGGAUACAAGACGGGUGGUUAAUAUUUAGAUGGUGGAGAAGUUAUGUUCCUAAAGAUGUAUCUGAAGAUCUUUCACAUUCCGAUACACGUCUUUCGGUAAUGUUAAAUGGAUUUGAGCUUCAUGUGUACAAUCGAUGUGACUUGUACGCACGUUUAGAAAAAACAUUCGGCCUAUCCUCGCAAAUGUUCCCGGACGAAGAUAUUAUCCAUACAGUUAAUAUCGAUGACCGUGAUGGCGAGUCAAUGACUAACGCGGCCAAUGAAGUUCGUCAGCAAAUAAAUGCCAUGGAUAUGUCCCGACACAUGGAGAAUAUACGUAAACAAGAAGCACACGUGUUGGCACGUACGUGGCGUGAUUUAAUACCUGUGAUUAAACUGGAUAUAUGCACCGGGAGAAUAGUAUUUGGUAAUCGUUUAGUACCAACAACACUUUCGAUAACCGUCGAGGAAGCACAUUUUGUUUAUUCGACAAAGCCUGCGGCUUCAAGGCAUGAUCAUUUUAUGCACUUUACCAAAUGCAAAGCUGAAAAUUUCAAAGUUAUUUUAGCGCCUAGUCCUAAGUACACCGGAAUGGUUGACGAUCCGCCAAGGUAUAUGGGUGAAGGUUUUGUGGUGCUUAGUUCAAAUAAUAUGGAGGUUUAUUAUUAUUUGGACGAACCUGGUGUAGUACCAGAGCAUCCGGAAAUGAUUAGAUUAGCAAAUGGUGAUAUGGUUGAAGCAAUGCCACCAAUUUGGGGUAUUGACGUAAAGUGUGGUAAAGGUACUGAUUUUAGUUAUGGGCCUUGGGCUGAUCGGCAACGAGAACAUUUGUUUAAGUUUUUCUUUCCCAAUGAUUAUCAACCGAUGAAAAUUACAAAAUCACCGCGACCUGGUGACAAACGACAAGUCCAAUCAUUUGAUAUUCGCCUGUCUACUCUCAAUGAAGCUACUGUCGAUAUUUUGUUCAGUAAAAACCGUGAAACUAAUGCAGUUCACAUAAACGUAGGCCCGGGAUCUUAUUUAGAAGUAACGAUGCCGUGGAUUGUUCUUCAGGAUGGAUACACCACUAAAAUAACUGGACAAUUGUUACAUCUUGAAGCAACUACAAGUCUUCAGUAUCGCAGUCUCGUUGAAAGUGAAACUCUUGAAUUUGGUAUUAAGUGUCACUAUCCGAUAAGAUGGAAUGAUCAUCAAGAGUGGACGUUGAAUUUGACUGGAUGCAAAGCAACAGCUAAUCUGGUAUACUCUCACAAAGAAUUCUUUCAAGACAUGAUUAAUGACUGGGCAAGUAAAUCACGACCUGAUAUUCUACACUUUGUCCCUUAUACGUGGAAAUUUAGCUUACUGUUAAAAGAAUUCGAAUUGAUAACUAUUUGCAAUGAGUACAAUUGGAUCGAUUGUUCAUCACAAAAUCAAGAGAAUGCGCAUAUUGCAUUCUGCGGUGAAAUAUUUGAUCUCUCAUUUGACUUACCCUUCACGGACUUUUUACCAGUUACUAUCCCAUUGCGUUUUUGGAUCCAAGGUGAAAGUGUUGAUUUAUCAUUUUAUUUACCUGAAGUUAAUACAAAUCGUGUAGUGUUGUUAGCUUUAGAUAAAAAUGCUAAAAUAAUUACCCGCGAUGGUUCAAGUAAACAUAUCGCGGAUUUAUCACGACUGAAAAAAUGGAGAAAUGUUUGUCAAAAAAGUUUAGGAUGGAUAGAUUGUUGGUCUGUACCGAUAGUAGCUCUUAGUAUUAACUAUACGUAUCACCCGUGUCCGCCUUUGGGUCCAGCACCUCAAGCAAACAUAACAACACCCGAGAAAGAAGAAAUUCUGCUGUCUCCAAUGAGGAUUCCACGAUGCAGAAAAUCUCCUGGACUUCGUUGGGCUCAGGACGGCAAUCAGAAAUUUGACCCGCAGUCAAUAGCACCUGACAAAGUCAGCUUAGAAUUGGAAAUUGGUCCAUCGAUGCUUAUUCUCUACGGAGCAUUAAUAAAAAAUUUUCUUCACCUGAAAGAAAAUAUUUUCGGGGACUAUCAGACAUUCACAGAUAUGCAGCAGAGUCGACCGUCCGUUAACAAUCCAGCCGACAGAGGCAAAGAUCGCGACACGCAAAACAGCAGCGUAGAGGCCUCAGUAGAAGAAGAAGAUGCUCGCUCGAAAACAUUCGAUCCCCGAUACUACCGUCCACUCGAAGUAACCGUGGGUAUAACGAUGCACGAUAUUCAAGCGCAUUUGAUUAAAAAUUGCAACGACAAUGAUCCACCGUGUCCUGUGAUUCUCUUAGAACGUUUUGGCUUUGAAAUGCGCAAAGGAUUCAAAGAAACAGAGCUCCAGCUUUUACUUUCACCCGCAAUAAUGCUCAUAACUGACAACGUCAGCAGAUCAAGCAAAGACAAACACUUGAAUCAAGGACAUUUGAUGCUCAGCGCGCUCCAAGUACGCGGACACGCAAUGUUUAGCAGCGAGGGCCGCAGCCUAGAUCAAGAAACUUUGGAGUACGCUUGGCUAAUUGAAGUCCAACUUGGAAAACUCGGUGGUAAAAUUUCAUCACCUCAACUUCAUCACUUGAUAACGUCCUUAGAAACGUUUCUGCUGACAGCUAAAGACACGGAGAAUUUGAUGCGACCACCUGGACUGCCACAUCACUGUCAUCACGGCCUACCACCGCUUCAGUGCCCCGACAGUGAUCCAGACAAUCACUACAGAUGUCCCAGCUCUGAAGAUAUCAAGUACAGAAUGACACGAGUGGCAAUUGACGCAAUAGAUCUUUAUUUACAGGAGGCUGGUACGGCAACCCAGUUAUGGAUAUCACCGAUUCGCGUCUCAACGUGCAAUUUACACGGUCAACAAGUUAAAUCUGGUGUAACUGGCGUAAUGCCAACAAUAUUAACCCGUCAAUUUGUGUCAGCUGCGGGACAUUUUGCAAAUACAAGUAAUACAAACACAACAGGAAGUGCUAGGUCACACACUAAUGCGAGCAGUCGGAUGUCUGGUGAUGGGUCAGAUGUCUGGCUUGAAGUCGGCUCUGUAUCCAUGGGUCCAGUUGUUAUUGAAGCUGCUGUUUCGUUGCCGAAACCCGAGCACAAUCUUCAUAUUAUCCAAAAUAAAUAUCUUAAAACUCACGACGAAGCUACCAAAAGACUCUGGUUCCUCUGGCCUCAGGAAAGCGGGAUCAAGUCUGCUAAAUGUGGUUGUAUUGGUGGGUGCACCUUUUUUGGUAGCAAUAAAAACGGCUCGCGGUUUUUCAAGCCUAGCUAUCACGAUCUACAUGACGGAAUAAAUAUAGCAGCGUACAGAAUAAAUCCAACUGGAAAAGAAAAAGGAUUUGGUCAGUCUAUCUUGCAUGAUGACCAGUUAGUUUUUCAUACGCCGCCUUACAGCUUACAAGACGUAUCUCUGCAGGACAUUUAUCAUCCAGCUCCGGGAGUGAGACUCACAGUGUUCCAAGAAUCUACACAGUCGUCAAAGCCCAGUGUAGAAGGGUCAAGGUCUGCCAUCGAUUCUACCACCGAGGAUGGAAGCACUAAACUCAGCACCACAUCAGGUAGCCCAGCUAGUGAUAAGAAACCUCUUGGCAGGCGUUUCUCGUACACGUCGAUCCGUGGUACAAACUUAAAGGACGUUCCUUACUCACGUCUCGUCGAUGCAAGUCCAAUAACUCAACUACCUCAAAAGUUAGACUCGGACUCGAAGUUAAACAGUGAACGUAGCAAAUCGAUAUUGAGUGUACCUGAAAUAGAUAAUGCCCCGAAGAGUAGUGUGUCUGACUCAAAGCUUGCAGUGGAUUACUUCAAUGCACCUGAGACAGACAUUUUACAGCAGAGUUGCAGCCCGCAGUCGCUGCCGGCUGUAUCUUCUGAGUUGUCUCAUGCGUCGAGGCCACCCACUGCAGCCAAGAGUGCUGAUGGUGUAUAUAUUUCCGACUCGCGUCAAUCAUUGUACAGAGGAACUAAGUCCAGCUCUGAGGAACGUCUCAAGCAAGAGGUACAACGAACUAUAUCGAUGUCUUCAGAAAAUCACUCGGAAGCGUUUUACUCUGCUGAUGAAGACACAAGUCACGGAUUAGCUGGCAGUCGUACGUCCAGUUUAAGGCAGUCGAUAGUAAGCGCAGGUCCUGUUUUAACGCGCAAUGGCAGUAUGAAGAAGAAAUAUUCCUCGGACUUGUCAAUUGUCGAGAGCUCAGCGAAUACUGGAGUUGUUAUUGGUGAAAAAGCGCACACACUGGAACGAGCUAAAACGCAACAGCCCCGUAGAAGUCCACGGAUAAUAAAGAAUAGUAAUUUUUCAGAACCUGAAGGCAGUCCUAGUGAAAACGGUAUUUUGAAUGAUUCCUCUGACACUCACUCAGUAUCCUCGACGAGUUUUAUAUCAGCAGUGUCGUCCCAAGAAGACAUGGCCCUCGUUAAUCUUCAUAUGCAAGUCAACAAACCGAUUGUUGACUCUCCGCUUCUUAUGUCUAGUUAUGUUAGUCAUUUGACGCAAUUGAAGUGUUCCAACUGGAGUCAAUCUUCAUUUCCAUCAGCCAGCGAUGCUUUUACUACGCCCAUGUUUCGUAGGACUGAUGAUGGUAGGCUAGUUUACGUUGGCGGGCGAUUUAUUCCUAAAUUUGAUGUCGUUACUGAAGGAUUCACGUCGUUGAAAAUGGUUACGCGUAAUGACACCUCACCUAUGGCCAGUUCGUCGAACAAAACACCGACCCAUCCUUAUCUCUGGGACAAUGCUACCUUGAUACAGUCUGAGGGUGAAGAUGAUAAUAACACGCGUGACGAAGAAGAGUUGUUGACAGUUCAGCAUGAAACUGGCUCAAGUACUACUGUUAUUAUUAAAUUAAAAGGAGAUGUUGAUAUUAUGAUAAGUCCAAUGGUGCUAGAGUCGCUUCAACGAUUCAUCGAUGUCAUUACACCUACUCUUGCGAGUUUGCAUGCACUGACAAUACUCAAUCAUCUUCACAGCGAGUGUAUUUCACGGGUAGAGGAUGCUAAUAUUCUUAAACAGGACCAGAGUUUGUCGUACUGGAGUCAAGUACAGACGAGUUCUAAGCGAUCUACAGCUGAAAGGAAUAUUAAAAAUGGUGCGGGUGAUGAGAAAAAUAAAAUUUUACAGACUAAUGUUUACGAAGAAAGUAUCACUACGCAAAUGCAAGGGAGUAUUAUUUUGCCUAAAAUAAAUAUCACACUUUUACAAGCUUCUGUAGUCGAAGAAAUUAUUUCGUUCUCUGCGCUGGAUAACAUCCGGGAUCUGACGUGUGUUUCGCUGUUUGCAAUUUGUUUUGACGAAGUGACAGCUCGAUUUUACAUCGGGAAGCAGGCGCGUGAAGUUGUUCAUACGUUUCAUAAGCCUCCAGUUCUUCCUAAUCAAAAGAAAGUUAAUAAAAUAAGCAAAGCAUUUUUGCCAGCGCAUCAGAGUGCUGCUGUUGUAACAGACAUCAGCGGGGGUGAAACAGUUUGGAUCGAGACUUCUGAGAAACAGCAAGAAGAAAUAAUAGUAACGCUAAAUAUUGGUAAAAUGCACUCACAGCUACGACGAUUAAGGAAUGAAUCUUCGAUAUUAAAAGACGCUGUUAUUACAGCAAUACCAGCGCACUAUUCACGAGUAUUAUUCACUUGUACUCGAAUUACAUCACCGUUGAAGUGCAUAGACUAUUAUUUACAUCAGCCGUCAGAUGAGAAAGAUAAACAGAGUAAUAAACAGCAAGGACCGCCGCAGGCCACAGAGGAAUUCACGCUCGGGAAUGGCGAAGAUAGAUUAGGUUUCAUUAUGUUCGAGUGUGGUCUCGAGGGAAUAAAAUUAAAAAUAGUAAAGAGGUCGCAGUUUGAAAAGGGUGAUAAUGGUCAGGAUGAUAAAAAAACAGAAACAGAAAUAUUUUACACUGACAGUGUUAAGAGCCAUGAUGAAGAUAAUACGUCCGCUCCGACAACUACCACCGAGCCUGAAGCUAACACCGCUACGACAAAUACCACUACGCCUAAUCCGCAAAUAAACCCUAGCGCUACUUCGACGAGUCUUGUGACAAGAGUCACCAAUGGUAAUACUGUAUCGUGUGUUAUUGAGUUGAAGACAGUUUGGUUUAACUUUGCCGCACCACCCCGUACUCCCAUAACACGAAAGAUAGAUUACACUCGACUUGAUUGGAAUUUAUUGAGCACGGCAUCACCAGCUAUCAAUGCGUGGAUGAAUCCUAGCAAUAGAUUUGCCAUACGCAUUGUUCAUAUGUUUCGUUGUAUGUACAGAAGAUCAACAGCUGUCGUUGCUUGUUUAAUGGCUGAGUCUUUGGAUGUUCAAGGAAUUAAUAUGCCUGUUAAAAGCCGGUAUGGGAGACUCACACCGCUGGCUAAAACUCUUCAAGAAGAUCCUUCUUGUCAGCUGUGCAGUAUUCUUCAAAAGUAUGUUCUUAUGUCGGACUUGGAAGCCAUCAAUGACAAUCUUCGGGAAGAUGAUGUUCCACCUUUGUCUACGCUUCGUCAAGGAGUUAUUGUCCUCAGUCGUCAGUGGAAAAAUGUUUUAUACACACCUUUACUACUAGAGCAUAAUUAUAAAACAAAACACGUAAAACCACUCAACGUUACCUUUGCAGUUUCUGAUCCCGAAGACGAAAAUUUGCUGACGGACGGUGAAGGUAGUGCAGGCGACGGUGACGAUCAAGAGGUGACGGAUGAAUGCGCGAUGCUCAUCAACACGGAUAACAUUUACAAGCAUUCCCAGGUGAAGCCUGGACCCGACAAAAGUACAGGUGUUUGUGGUGAUGGUCUGACGGUGCCGGUUAGUUCUCCACGUGGUCGUGAAACUAGUCCUUUGUCUACACCAAUACCCACUGGUCCAGACUCACUAACGUCUCCCUCGCCACCUGUCGCACAUCACAAGCGAGGGAGAUCAUUGCAACCUACACAGGUACCCGUUAGCUCGCGAGCGAGUAUUGUCUUUCCAUUGCUCGCCAGCGGUGGACUGUUCAAUCAGCCACGGGAUCCUAAUAAUAUCAGCUAUGGAACUCUUCAAGAAGAAAAAAUGCCCCAGAUACAUGUGUCGCAAUCUCAUAAUCUGGGUUCUAAUCCGAGUAUUUACUCCGGAGGCCACAAUAGUCCGCAUAGUACUGGCAGUAUAGAUCAAAUUAUGUCUCCGACAGCUCAUCAAUCAACACGACAAAAUAAUGCGGGUGAAGAUUUGUACAGCUGGAUGGCCAAACAGCAGGAAUUUAUCAAGGAUAAUGAAAAGAGUAAUCUUAAAGGAAAUUGGGUCUUUCGUACUGAACAAAAGGCUACUAAGGAUUCAAAAAUAAACACGAUGACAACGGAGGAUACAGAAGAUUCAGAUGUACAAAGUGGUGCUUGUUUGUAUCCAAUGAAAGACUCACUGCGUUUAUUAGAUGCUCACUUGAUAUUUGAACCGCUGCUUUCAUCACUAUCAGUGAUGCCUCAGCAAAUGUUGUCAGCAAUAGGUUCUGGCAACAUCAACAACGUAUCAUCAUUAGAGUCAUUAGGGUCUAAUUUAUCUUUAGUCGGAACAAUGGACACAAUGAGAAUAGACAUUGUUGUGAGUGAAUUUGGUAAAGUUCCCGAUAAAAAGAAAGCGACGAAACAUCCACCAAGAAAAGGAUCGAAAUUUUUUCUCGAUAUUCCUUCAGAAACUCCCGCAUUUUUGUGCGAAAAAAUUGGAAUCGACAUUGACAUCAAGAAGAUGGCUGAUAUGACAGUGGAUGAUAUGAUCCAAAGGCAAAACGUCUUGUACAUUUCGCGAGGGCAGUUGAAGAAACACACCAGCACUGUUGUCAAUUUCAGCUUAAACAUUCGCUACAUAAGUCAACAGGUCAACAUGCCAUUGCUUAGAUUACUGCAUCAGAUAAGCAAUAUGUACCAGAAUGUUAAAGAAACGCAGAUGGAGUUGAAGGAACAGUUACCAGAGACCAAAAGAAAUGCUAAUUUAACCGUAAAUGACAUUAAUAUAAAAAACGGUUCAUCAUCGACGUCAGAUCUUCAGGAUCAGCACCAUCUGGGUGGUUGUAACAUCAGUGAUGGUGGUAAAAAAAUAGACGAACCAUUACUGCAAUCUAGCUACGACAAUAAUCAGUCGAAAGUUUUAUCACCUUCCUCAAGUAUAAGGUCACGACCACAGAGUUUUGCUCAGAAAUUAAGAAGUACUGGUAAAAGUGUAAAAGGUUAUAUUAAUUUAAGUGAAGGUGUUAUUACUCCCAGCUUUGGUGCUAGUCCCAACGGUUCUGGCCUCGAUAAAUUCAGUGUUUUAUCCGACAAGUGUAAGGAUAAUUUUAUCUUGACUCCCCGUUGCUGGAGAACAAUUUACUAUCUGCUAGAUUUGUAUGCAACUCGACCGGAAACCAAAACCAUAACUCAUCGGUUCUCCUUGCCAGCUGAAGUUGCUGAUAAUUACAAAGGUGCCCGUAAAUAUGAAAAUUUAACCGAAGUUAAAGAUCCAGAUAUCGAAAAAGGCUUAAACAAUGAGUCUGGUUUCACUCCAGUACCACCAGCACCACCACCACGUGAAAUGAAUGUUGUCACUGGUGAACGUACGAGAUUAAUCAUUUUUGGCGUUGCUAAAAUUCAUCGCACACGGCUGCUUGCUACUUUAAGUGGUCUUAAGUUAGAAGCAGAAAUCACUAGCCUCCAUGCAAGCUUAACGUGCCGCAAGAAAUCAAAGCCUGCGAGUCUAGAGUGCAGCUUAACGGGUCAAAUCGGUAGAACGAUGAUCGUUCUACUGGAAGGAGUUGCUCCGAACCAACAGACAGUUGUAAAAGUUACCGUGGGAAAAUCUCAGGCUCUUUAUUCGAGUGUUACACGUCGUCAAAAGGACAAAAACAGCGGAUUAUUGACUGUCGGAGCAGUUAAUAUUGACAUACCUCAGCACCCGGUGGCUCUGCAUGGAAUGAUGACCCGCGGUAGUAAACAAUUGUCUUCAACGCUACAAGAAUUACGAGUUACGAGAACUUCAUCGCGUAUGUCACGUGGUCAGCAGCAAGAAGAGGCUGACGGAUUACCGGGAAGUCCGCAUAAUUAUCCACCUGCGCCUUCUAUUGAUGUUGAAAAACCCCAGCCUGGUCCUAGUCUUCUUGAACCGAUUGUUAUGCAAUUUCAUAUCAUUUUACAGAGUCUAAGUAUCACUGCAGCGCUAUUACCUUCACUUCAAGCACAAUAUAAAAUGGAUCAAGUUAAUAGCUCGGGUAUUACUGGCAGUAAAGCUAAGUUUACGAUAGAUCUACCUCAUCAUAGUCUCAGUUUUACGACAAAACUUCAAGUGACUGAGGCUAAUUUACCGUCUGAAGCCAGCAUCGAACUUCCUAAAGUUCACGUCUCCGCUGAGUACAUACAAGACGGUAGUAAUAGUUUAAAUGACAGUAAAAUUGCUGAUGGUGUUGUUUUACGUCAAGGAAGCUAUCUCAGUGCAACUGCGGAUAUUGGAAUUUUUGAACAUUCAUUGACCACAGACUUACUUAAUCAUUUGGUCUUUGUGCAAAAAGUAUUUAUGAAAGAAGUUAAUGAAGUUGUCCAAAAAGUAUACGGCGGUGAAAAACCCGUUCCUUUGUGGCUGGAAGAUGAAGAACCAGCGAGUUCUAGCUUGAAAAGAAUUUUAUUUUCACUUGUUAUACGUAUUAAAAGGAUACAAUUAACAGCAACAACUCCGACAAAUUCAGCAGUACGUUUGGAAACUGGUACAGUUGAACUACAAUUGUCUAAUCGGGUGCAAAAUGUGUCUGGUGCAGCACAACCAAAUCCCUAUACUAAAUUAUUUGGCAAAGCUCAAGUUGAUAUUAAUCUAUCACUUGGACAGCUUCUCAAGAAUGUUAUGUUCGAAGAAGCCGAGCCAGAGUUUCAGCAAUUUGCAUUUUUCAACACUCGUGUAGGUUUAAGAAAUGCUUUUCAAGAAGAAAUGGCUCAGGGUGCUGAUAAAGAGGUUGUAUUAAUUACCCUUAAACGACCACUUAUUUAUAUUCAACCGAUGGCUGUGGAUAAAGCUAUUCUUGUGUGGCUGAACUAUAAAAAUGCCUACGAGUAUUGGAAUGAAAAGCGUGCUAAUUUAAAUAAAGAAGUAUUGACAGCAACUCAACAGGUAUUUGAAAAGGUUCCGUUUGGACAAUUGACAAGUCAAUUGAGCUCACCAAAUUUAGGGACUCUGUUUCUUCAACUGACUGUUGAUGACAUGGGUAUUUGUGUGCCUUUAAAUCCACUGCCACCAAAUAACUGGGGAAUGACGCGUGGUUUGUAUGAUGGAGAAUCACGUGGUGCUGUAGUAGUUACAUUAGUGAAUACGAGUAUAUCAGCGUGUAGCAGCGGUAGUUUAGUCAGUAAAGCUAGAUUUGCUGGCUUUUGCUUGAGAUUCGCUGAAGAUUUUGAGACAUCUUUGGACGAUUGGAAACCUGAUAUGAAUGAUAGUAGUAUUAUGAAUCUGUGUGUAGUUUCCGAAGGGACUUAUGAAGUAUGCAGUCGAACUGUUGCACAAAAACCAGAUAAAUCAGACAAUGCCAAGUGGUUAUUAAACGUUCAAUGGCAGAUGGAGGGAGUUGAUAUACACUUUGAUGUGAGCGUUGGUCAACAAUUAUCAGCACUGGGACAUACAUUGACUAUGCUGACCGGUUCUGAAGAAGACGAUGCUAAUAUAUCAGCUGACUACGACAGUGAUGACGGUGACCAGCCGGAAAAUGGAACUAGCCAGGUUAAGAAAAAAGAGAGCAUACUGAUUAAAAAAUCAAAGAAUUGGACCGACAGCCUGCCUGCAUUUGUCUUUGAUCCUUCUUUAGACGCUAAAAAACGAUCCAAGUUGAUAGAAAAAGAAAUGAACGAGCAGGCGAAGAUAAUAAACGACUUGAGGUCACUGGGAGCGUCACACGGUACAAUCGAGCAAGAAAUGAAACGUUUGCACGAGUUAGAAGCCAUGGUGUUCAAAGACUUCCGCAGAGACAUGAUUCAAAAGCUGAGAAGACAGUCUGUAAAAGCGUCAGGUAUAAAAGGAAAACUUGGACUUGGUAACAAGCCUAAUACUUACCGCUCGCGGUCGUUCAUAGUACCGUCUCCUACACCUGAACAUCAACUGGAGAGCCCGGAAGACUUGAACGCCGACAUUAAUUCAGCUAACUCCGCGAGUUACGAGAGCAGUCCACGGAGUGGUCCAAGUCGGUCAGCUUCUUUGAGAGUCCGUGGGCUUGGUGGCCCGCGUGUUACCUUCAGCGAUACACACACGAUGUGUCGGCAGUCGUCACUACCAAGCGCAAGCUCGGACUUGAGUCUUCCCGAGGGUGACUUGGAAUGGCCGGAGACUUUAGACAUCGAAGGCGAACAAGUCGAGCUAAGGAAGAAACAUCGCGACAUGAGCUGCACUUCUAGUUACGACAGCAUGGAAGGCAACGCUCCGCUGCUCGAUUCAUAUGGCCGUGAACAAACUUCAACUACUUGCUCGCCUCAUAUUGCACCACAGAAACCUCAGGAGCCUAACAUCGACUUUGAGCUUGACGUCAAAGUACUGAUCAACAGUGGAAAGUGUGUCUUGCAUACCAAAGACCCCGCCAGAGAAGAUGAACUUAAAUUACUCAGCAGGAUGAAGAAAGAACGUUCGUGUUCAGGUGGGAAUUUUGACUUCCAACCAAGCAGUCCUAGUAGCAGCAAAAAACAUCUCAGCAGCAAAGAAAAGUCAUCAACUACCAGCAAUUCACGGUUAAGAUACAUGCAGCAUGCCAGUGUACCUCUCGUUGAUCUCACAAUCUUUCAUAUUCCCGGGCUGGAUGUUAAAGUCCACUACGAGUCGAAAACUCUUCCGGAAGAAUCAAUUUCACCACGUACAUCUGCCGAAAAUAAUUUACUAAAUCCACUGUUGAGUUCCACGGGUUUAAGAAAGCCAAGUACGAAAAAAGCAAGUCUAUUUGCUUGGAUGACUCUCCAAAGUAUUCCCGAGGAAACGAUAAUCAGCCCUCAUAUUUUGGAAUUUUUAGAACAAACUCUCGAACCAAUUCCCAGUAAAACAUUAGCAGGAGGUGGACAAGCCAGUACUGUGUUCCCGAUGGACAAUGAGAGUUCAUCUUGGGCAGCUACAGCUGCCAGUGGCAAUUAUGUCUAUGCCAGCUUUCCUGUCGACGUGAUAGUGUACUUUCACAUGCAGCCUUCAACUUUCAGGUUCUCAUGUUUGCCAGUGUCGCGUGUUGAGUGUAUGCUUCAACUACCAUCACUGGACAUUGUUUUUUCAUCAAAACGCGCAGAGGAAGAACAAACUGAAUUUGGUGACUUCAAAUCAUCCGCUGAGUCUUCUAGUACUAGCGUUAAAGAAAGCUCAGCGGUUGGCGGAGUGUCUGUUACCGGGUGUCUAGCAGAUUUUUCUGUUUACAUAUUCCACCCGUACGGCGGUGGUAAAAAAUCAAGUCUGAAAGAAGCUCAGUGGUCACCGCUGUCUGACAGCGAAAGAAAAGACUCAUUGAGUAUAAAUGUUGAGUUUGUUAAAUUUCAUUUAUCGAGAAGUAGAAAAAUAAAUUUCCAAAGUGAGCCGAUGAAAAAAAGUAACGAUGCCAGCAGAGCUGUCAUAAGAUUUUCUACGAUAGUCGACGUAGGCUCAGCCUCAUUUAAAUACGACAUGAGGCGAAUCACAGAGAUCUUAGCUUUUCCCAAAGCAUGGUAUCGACGUAGUAUUGUACGAAGAUUAUUUUUGGGCGAUUUAAAUUCGGGAUUCGCUUACUCUGAGGGUCAUACUGCACCGCAGAUGAAUACCGAAGAGGCGGUGAUGGGCAGUUCGCUACUAAAGCAUCAUGAUCGUCACGCAGGAGAUGGCUUGUCUAAGAGUGCGCCAGAGCGGAGUCCAACUUUGACGAGAGAUAAAUUGAGACUGAGUUUUGAUAAUGAUAUGCCGCGACAAACGCGGCUCAAAGAUAUUGGACGAGGGUGGAGCUUUACUUCGGAUAAAGGACAGUCUGCAUCGGCGAUAAAAAAACGAGAGUCUGCUUGGGAGACAUUGGUAUUAUUUGCUGUUAAUUUCACACGACUGAAUGUUCAUAUGAAUAUGGGCAAUGUGAUGGGAAAUGUUGCUUGGAUGACCAAAGACUUUCGCUCCGACGGUAGACUUUCUAUUGGCAGUACAGGUCAUAAAAAUUUGUACAUUGGAAUCGGGCUUGGUGGGUCUAGCUUGGAUGCUAAAGGUGGUUUCGUCGGUGGUACUAUAGAGCUUAGCAAAAUUGACACAUAUAUUCACAUUCGAGAGGAACCGGGUACUGAACCUGAUCAUACAUUAGGGCUGAAAUUGUUCGCGCUGGAAUUGAGACUAGAUUACAUGGGAACUAGUGUGUUAAUGACUCGAGUGUCCUCGCUAGACGUGACUCUAAGGGACGAGUGGAAAAUAAAUCGCAGUAAUGCCGGCGACGCUUUUAUGCCGACACGUAGACCUGCUGUGAUAUUUAUGCACGGUGACCUUGGCUGGGAUCAACUGCAAAUAAUGAUCAGCAAAUCGACAACCGCUGAUCUGCUGAAGAUGUUUCAUAAGCUUGAUGAAUUCUUCAGUCAGCAGUUCAAAAACAGCAAGCGGGUGUUCAGUUCGCUGCAGACUAACAAAAACCAACGGGUUACGAGUAACAGCUUCAAGAAGCGAGGACAGAAGAAAACUCGCGGGGCUGGAGCUGAAGCUGCCUGGACCAUGAACCCUACUGCGAUGUCCGACGCACGUCACCAUCGACACUGGCAACGAGUGCUGGCUCAAGUUGCUGGGCUACAGCUUGGAAGCUUGAGGUUUUCUCUGCCGACCAAUGGUACUGUCCUUGGUGGAACCAUGGAGCUACACGGGUGCAAUAUCAGUCUCGCUUGCUUCCACGGGAUAAACUUUAAAAGUAAAAGCUGGGCGCUGUUUUCGCUCAAAGAACCCUGCAUUAGUUUUGCCACCGAGGCUCAAGAAAUUCCGAGUGUAGAGUCUCCUAAUACUUGUGAUGUUCAUGUGGUGCAAACUCUGACUAUUAGUUUAGGACAACAGCAAGAACAGCAUGCUAGACAUCUUUCUAUGGGGACUGUUUGUCGGCUGAGUAGAAGUGUCCUUUUUCCACCUCAGUUC